GUAAAGCUGCACUUCUGCCGGAGUGACAGGCUUGUGAUAGUGGACAGGCGCGGAGAGACGGUGGUAGCGGGGGGCAUCGCAUCGCAAUAAGAGGCAGGGUGCGGCUUUUUAGCGUCUUUAAGUGUGCGUGUGAAUGUAUGUGCAUGUUUGAAUGAGCGUGUGUCGAGAAGGUGGAGGGAGCUCAUCGAUAAAGGAGCGCAUCCUCUCUUAUACGGCAUCAUCCAUCUCAGAGGAAGCGUACCGUCAAACGAACACUGGCACAAGCAAUGCCGACGCCGAUCAGCUCCGACCCAUCGCCGGCUUUAGGCGCUACAACUGGGGGCUGAGAGCAGUAUUGAUCCACCUAAAAAUAAAUGAAUUGAUAAAAAAAAAGUAACCAACGCGGAUCGAUGUCAAACAUUCUCCUGUAGCCGCCGCUGUCCCUGAGAGCUGAUCGGGGGAAGGACAAAGGGAUAUAAGUGUCUCAUUUCCGAAAAAAAGGGAGGACAGCUUGAAAGGAACAGGGCUGGGUAUAAAGCAGAAGGAGAUUAGCGGCGCUGUCCCUCCAGCACCACGGCUGUCACCUUGCUGUCACAGAAAGUCACCGGCGGCAAUUAUUCCCGGAUACCGGAUUUAAUCUAAACCAACGGGGCACCUGCAUUUUAUCCGGCUUCGGAGUGGUAUUUUUGUUACGGGGCUCCCCAUCGCUUUAUCGCUGUGAUGCCCGCACCUUGCACAUGAGACAUGCCUAAGGGACGCGAUGGGCCAAGGCGACGACAACGAUCGCAUCGUGAUAAACGUGGGAGGGACGCGGCACCAGACUUACCGCAGCACCCUGCGCACGCUGCCCGGCACCCGGCUCGCCUGGCUCGCCGAACCCGACGCCCACAGCCACUUUGACUAUGACCCCAAGGUGGAUGAGUUCUUCUUCGACCGGCACCCGGGCGUUUUUGCGCACAUCCUCAACUACUACCGGACCGGCAAGCUGCACUGCCCGGCCGAUGUAUGCGGACCACUAUACGAGGAGGAGUUGGCGUUUUGGGGCAUCGACGAGACGGACGUGGAGCCAUGCUGCUGGAUGACUUACCGGCAGCACCGAGACGCCGAGGAGGCGCUGGACAGCUUUGGCGGAGGGGCCCCCGACAUAUGCAACGACGAGGGGGACGCAGACGGCAUGGGGGAUCCAGGGGAUGGCGACGAGGAGCUGGAGAUGACCAGACGGCUGGCGUUGGGGGACUCGCCCGACGCCAGGUCCAUGGGACUGUGGCGGCGUUGGCAGCGGCGCGUGUGGGCGCUCUUUGAAGACCCUUACUCCUCCAAAUAUGCAAGGUGGGUGGCCUUUGUGUCACUCUUCUUCAUCCUGGUGUCCAUCACUACCUUCUGCCUGGAGACGCACGAGGCCUUCAAUCCCAUUAUCAACCGCACGGACGAGAUAGAAGUGGACAACGUGACGCUGCAGCGCGUGUACCUGGAGACAGAGACUGUCGUCUACCUCACCUACAUCGAGGGCGUGUGUGUGGUGUGGUUCACCUUUGAGUUCCUCAUGCGCGUGACUUUCUGUCCAGACAAGCUGGAGUUCAUCCGGAACACCCUGAACAUCAUUGACUUUGUGGCCAUCUUGCCCUUCUACCUGGAGGUAGGCCUGAGUGGCUUGUCUGACAAAGCGGCCAAGGACGUGCUGGGCUUCCUGCGGGUGGUCCGCUUCGUGCGGAUCCUGCGGAUCUUCAAGUUGACCCGUCACUUCGUGGGGCUGCGGGUUCUGGGCCACACGCUCCGGGCCAGCACCAACGAGUUCCUUCUGCUCAUCAUCUUCCUAGCACUGGGCGUGCUGAUCUUCGCCACCAUGAUCUACUACGCCGAGCGCAUCGGCGCCAAACCCAAUGACCCGCGGGCCAGUGAACACACGCACUUCAAGAACAUCCCCAUUGGGUUCUGGUGGGCCGUGGUGACCAUGACCACCCUGGGCUACGGGGACAUGUAUCCGCAGACCUGGUCAGGUAUGCUGGUGGGGGCACUGUGUGCCCUGGCUGGGGUGCUGACCAUCGCCAUGCCUGUACCCGUCAUCGUCAACAACUUUGGGAUGUACUAUUCCUUAGCAAUGGCCAAGCAGAAGCUACCAAAGAAAAAGAACAAGCAUAUUCCCAGAGCCCCACAGCCCGGUUCCCCCAAUUUCUGUAAGUCGGGCAUAAACUCGCCCCACCACAGCACGCAGAGUGACACCUGCCCCCUGGCACAGGAAGAAAUGUUAGAAAUGAACAGAGCAGAUCCCAAAGUGAAUGGCGAGGCAGCUAAAGCGGCGCUGGCCAACGAAGACUGUCCUCAUAUAGACCAGGCCAUGUCGCCUGAGGACGGCCGGGUCAUUAGCCCAUCCGACAGAAGCGAGCAGCCGUGCUUCCUCCUAACCGCGGCCAAGCGGCCCAGCCACGCGGGGGGACAAGUGAGGAAGGCCCCGCCCUCCCUGGGGCGGACCUUGGGAGAGGCUCCGCCCCCUCUCAGCUCCCAGCUGUACCCUCUGCUGCAGCUAAAGUGGGUGCACUGCCAAGAGGACAGUUGUGCUAAGCUAACACAUUGAGGCCCUGCCCACACCACAAUGACAUCCAAUCGUCUGGCACCGAAGGCCAUUCCACCUAGCAAUGAGACUCCGUGCACCUGGCACUGAGACCCCACCCGCAUUCAGCGUGUCGCCAGUCACUCAGCCCCUCCCACUGGAGACAAUUAAAGGGCCAUGCAAGAUUAGUUUAGAUGAUAAGGCUGAGGCAAUCCCUCAGCACAGGGUGUGGGUCAGAGGUGAGACAAAGCAAGAUGGAUGAUGCUCAGUAACCUUUAAACUGGGCUCCACUAAGGAGAGUUAAUGGGAACCCAUCCUGACGAGGAAGCCCUGGCCCGCUCACAGCCAGUCCUCCCAUGGCAGAGUGGAGGUAGGAGGCUUGUCCCCCCCCCCGACACAGACCAUGUCCCCUGCCCCUGCGGCCGCCUCAUCCUGGCUCAGGACUCAACCAGAAAUGCAGAUUCCAUGAGAUCCCCAAUAAAAAUCUGGGUUUAUCAUUCAUGCCAAGUACCUUCCUCAACUAGGGACACCACAGCUGUGGAAAGAAAGCACUUAAAUGCUGAUAUAGAGAGGAUACAAGUGGCCUUAGUCUUUUUGUCAACUUGACUGCAGUAAACAGGCUUCUGGAACUCUUCAUUCAAACUGAGCAUGCUCCAGGUUCAAGCUCUUUAUGCAACAAAAUGCUUCCAUCCCUGUUUGCUAGCUUAGGCUCAAACACAACCACCGCACAGUUUCCUAGCUCAUCAUCGCUGUCAAACUACAUUAGCCAUAAUUCAGCACUCAUGCCGCACAUGCUCAGUUGUACGAAUGAAAGUCCCAGCAAUUCUGGAGCAGGAAUAAAUGCCACUGGUCUUCAUUUAGUUCAGUUGAUAUUUACAUUUGCUAUUAAGCAGUUCUUUGACUGAAAUUUCAAAAAUAUUUACAACAUUCACAGUUAUGACCUAGAUUCAAUACUAUGAGAGGGAAAAAAAUUUAAGUUCAGGUGUUCAAGUGAAACAUGAUUUGAUGUCUCUGUCCAUACAUAUGUGUUUGCGGUGUGAGUAUCAGUCUGUGAGCGUUUGCCUGAUGUUUGGUGUGUGCAUGUCCUCAGACUGUCCGUGGUCUGCAUGCAUUCUGUCCCGCUCACGGCUGGUGUCAUAGUGGUGAUGGAAGUGGUCACCCAAUCAUGUCACAUACUAAAGUUUUUUGUCCAGUUGACUGCCGCCCACUCGUGCUGGCGGGGCAUGCUGGACAGACCUAGAUGGCAGCUCUGUGCACACAGUUUCAAGAUUUAGUUGGAUAUUUCGUCAAAAUUUGACUCGGCUCAGGGUGAGAUGUACUCCAGGAAUUUCACCCUCAUCGGCCAUAAAGAUGUGUCAUGUAACAGGAAACACGCUAAAGGCCCUCACCAAAGUGUGGAGCCACCUGCUGCCAGUGGUAUUCACCCUCAGGACCAUCGUCAGCCCACUGCAGGCCCUCUGUGACCCCCGACACCAGCCCUCCCCCGCGCCCCCGCAUGCCGGGGUCCUGGUUGCGCGCAGUGCAUGCAGGAUGCAGCUGUUGAACAGGCUGCUCUGUUUUUUAUCAGACUGUAAUUGAACAGAUGAGAGGAGAUACCAGAAAUGAGAAGCACACCUACUGUCACAUUGACGCUGUGCGAGGAGCCGUCACUGCAUUGCUGGUGAGGGCUGAAACACGCCCAGAUUGUCACCGGCGCUGGUGACGCCGUCCUACAGCCCAUCCUGGAGGUUCUCUCGCACCCACAUCUACCCCCACCAGCUGCCCUCGCCUACAAUGUUUGUUUCAUUCUCGAUCUGUUCCCUUUAGAUUUCCACCCCCUCCCUUAGCAUCUCCCAGCCCUGAUACCCUCAUUUGUUUUACAUGUCGCCAAACAAACAAGACAAUUAAAAACAACAUAACAGGCCACACGUGUAUGCAUCUGGGGAGGCCACGUUGGAGGGGACAGCCCAGGUCAGGGGCCUGUCAGAAGGUGCAGCCCCUGCAGGCCCGCCCCCCCCAGGCAGUGCUUCCCACGCAGUUUGGUUCUGCGCUGAAAGCAGUUUUGUCAGAGCCAGCAAAUAUCAAACUUGUAAUCCAGAGCACCGAAGAGCAGCUGUGUCAGGAAGCUGACGUUCCUGGGGCUGUGAUGUGCUGCUGGGUCUUACUCCAUAGUGUUUAGCUAUAAAUCCUCGUGCCCUGUUCAUUUCCAUCACAAAUACACAUUUUACAUCUUCUUUAACACACAUGUGCACCACCUGACAGAUCACACUAAGGCCCCUCCUCCCCCAAGCAGGAAUGGAGCCCUCUUAAUUAUCCCCCCC
Molecule: messenger RNA, 4827 nt
Organism: Brienomyrus brachyistius
Lineage: Eukaryota; Metazoa; Chordata; Actinopteri; Osteoglossiformes; Mormyridae
Product: potassium voltage-gated channel subfamily C member 1
Exons: 5
Coding region: 740-2551 (603 amino acids)
Biological process (GO): potassium ion transmembrane transport; protein homooligomerization
Cellular component (GO): voltage-gated potassium channel complex; axon; dendrite membrane
Molecular function (GO): protein binding; delayed rectifier potassium channel activity
Source: RefSeq, a predicted model, not a curated record